CACAAAUUGAACUCCAAUAUAUAACGAUAUGUCCAAAUCGAUUUAGGACCGUCAAAAAAUGACUAAACUUGUGUACUGCAUUGUAACAUUUGAAAACCCUCCUCUAGUGUCGGGUAUGUUGAGUUGUUACACAAGGAAAGCGCUUGAUACAAAGUCUCAUUCGAAAUAAUAUUUAUAGUCAGUGAUGUUUAAAUUUCAUCAAGCUGUUACAACCAAGUAUCGACUGAUAAAAGAGUGUUACAAAUGUUAAAAAUGGGUAGUGUCUAUUUAUUAUUAUUUGUAUCCAUUUUUCCGUGCAACGUGAACGCUGCAUCACUCUCUUCCCAUAAUGCAGUUCGGGAAAGACCCGGCGGGGACAUUCAAAACCAUGGCAGGCGACUCGAAUAAAUUGAAAUCAACAUCAGACUCUAAAAAUACGUCGUUUAUUCAUAACGGAGACAAUGAGAUAACGAGGCGUCUGACGUUCCCGUCAGAGGACGGCGUUAUCCCGCUGGAGGACCCGAAUAAGACGUCUAAACAACUAACGUUACAAAGUGUUCCCGACGACUCGGAUUCAUGCCGACUGUCUCCGGAAGUCGCCGAACAACUCUCGCCACAUUUCGUAAACACACGUUUAAAGACGGAAAAUGCAACGGAAUUGAAAGAUGUCUCCCUCGAACAUCGACAAAAUACAAAACAGCACAUUGGUUACGACGCUGAAGACAAGGAAGACACCGCUUUGCCUUCCACAACCGGCCCUGCAGAUAACAGCCAAGAAGAUGACACUUGUCAGAAUAGUUUGCAAGAUUCCAAUGUGACUGCCAGUAAACAACAUUGUAACACAGAGGACAUUGACUCUGAGGCGAAGAGAAAAGCGCUGGACGAAGGCCUUGUGAACGUGGUUUUCCCUGGCACUGUAACGCAGGAAGGCUGCUGCCGCUUCGUCAGCGAGAUCCUCAAGUGCAUUCUCUAUCAGAGGCAGCAACUACCCAUGACUUAUGACCAGCUGGUGUACUCCCAGAAGAAACAGCAAGCCUCAAUGCAGGAUAAAGAUAUAGUAAGUCGGAGGCCAGUGCAAGCUGCAGACAUGGAGUGGCGCAAGUGUCAACAGACCCUUCAGGAGCUAGAGGAAGUGCUGCAGCAGCUGGAGGUGCUUUUCUCCCUGAGCAGGGUGCCGCGCAUGCUGCUGCUCAUGGGUGGCUCCCUCAUCCUCCCCAAAGAGCUGUAUGAAAUCAACAUGGAGGCUCUGAUAUUGGCUGGAGAUCAAUGUCUGCGUGUGUCUUCAUGCUUGAGGCAACUCUUCCGCAAUCUGUUUGUGGCUGACCUGUUGUCCGACAGCCGACCCGUUUGUUUAAUGCCCACCACAGUCUUGGCACUGGCUCACAGGGAUUGCGGUGUUGAUUGGUUCCGCCCUAAACUACAAUUUAAAAUCCCAACCCGUGUAAAACACAAAAUUAUUGCUCUGUCUACUGAUCCCAGCAUCUAUAAGGAACCACGGGCACAGGGGUCAGACUGGCUGGAUUAUGUGUGGUUUCAGGCACCCAUGACCAUCAAGGGCUUUGGCAAAUGACUGGAAAGGUUGGGCAGCACCGUCUUAGAUUGGAACUCCCUUUCUUGAGCCUGUAUCCUAAAAUUACAUUUUAAUUGCAUUGAGUUUGUUUUGUUUUUUUGUUUGUCAUUAAAAGCAUGUCUAUUGCAACAAAAUGGACACAAGCA
Pseudoliparis swirei is the source of this 1695-nucleotide messenger RNA. RefSeq names its product MAD2L1 binding protein (gene mad2l1bp). Gene Ontology annotation, cellular component: nucleus. Lineage: Eukaryota; Metazoa; Chordata; Actinopteri; Perciformes; Liparidae. The transcript has 3 exons. Gene Ontology annotation, biological process: regulation of exit from mitosis. The record is from RefSeq and is a predicted model, not a curated record. Bases 329 to 1549 code for a protein of 406 amino acids.